Messenger RNA from Gongylonema pulchrum, 195 nucleotides. NCBI's taxonomy places the organism in Eukaryota, Metazoa, Nematoda, Chromadorea, Rhabditida, Gongylonematidae. The record is from the annotation of a GenBank genome assembly.
AUGUACGAUCUGAACAAGAAUGGUUUCAUUACGAGGGAAGAAUUCAAAGUGAUUCUGAAUAUGAUGGUCGGUACGAAUAUAACUGUGGAACAGCUGGACAGUAUUGCUGAUCGAACCAUAACUGAAGCUGACAUUGAUAACGAUGGGAAAAUAUCAUUUGAUGAAUUCUGCAGAAAAUUUUUUAUGUUCCUAUAA